Messenger RNA from Penicillium coprophilum, 270 nucleotides. RefSeq lists its product as uncharacterized. The record is from RefSeq and is a predicted model, not a curated record. Bases 1 to 270 code for a protein of 89 amino acids. The transcript has a single exon. Lineage: Eukaryota; Fungi; Ascomycota; Eurotiomycetes; Eurotiales; Aspergillaceae.
AUGUUUACCAUCCGCUGUAUCUUGAUAUCUGUUAAAUUUGGCACACAUAUCAUCCAGCCUAUUCAACUCUGCAUGCAUAACGGUCGUGCUCCUCGAGAGACAUUAAUCCUCGAGAACCAGCUACGCAAGAUCGCUCUUUACGGAGUGUUUGACACACUUCAAAAAUUGACAGCAACAACAAUGGCACUGCUCUUUGCGACAGCCAACCCAAUCAUUUUAUCUGGUCUGUUCACUGCUAAAUCCAUAGGGCCCGUGUCCUCUGUGGACUGA